Molecule: messenger RNA, 3557 nt
Organism: Polistes canadensis
Lineage: Eukaryota; Metazoa; Arthropoda; Insecta; Hymenoptera; Vespidae
Product: zinc finger protein 93-like
Exons: 3
Coding region: 519-2864 (781 amino acids)
Biological process (GO): regulation of transcription by RNA polymerase II
Cellular component (GO): nucleus
Molecular function (GO): zinc ion binding; RNA polymerase II cis-regulatory region sequence-specific DNA binding; DNA-binding transcription activator activity, RNA polymerase II-specific
Source: RefSeq, a predicted model, not a curated record
UUAGAGAAUUUGCAUCGAUUAAGUUGUACGCAUUGAUAAAUGAGUGGAGUUUCAUUCAUUCCGUUUCAUAUCCGAUAAGCUAAAUUUUAUUCGCAAGCCCUUUACUUUCAGAUUGUUCUCAACUUAAUUGGUCGAAUGUUUCGCGGGAUAUAUGUAGAAUAGGAGCUAUUAGAGUAAAUAAGAGUAAAUAACUGUCGAAGUUUUAGUAACGAGUAAAGCGUAAGAAAAUAGGAAAGAUUUUUUUACAAUGGAGAAAGGCAUCUCGUGUUUCGAUACGCCUUGAAAAUCAAUUCAUACUUGCGCAUUGAAAUCUAAUAGAUUUGCGAAUGAAAAAAAGGAAAGAAAAAAAACACGUCAUAUAAUCAAAAAGUAUAGUUGAAGUUUUCAAGGUGUUACUUUUACUUUCGUCUGGGCAUCACUGCCAAAGGCAUUGGACUCAACGUCGUGGCAUGUUCAAACGUCGCACUAAAGAUCCAAAGACAAUUUUGGAUUACUAAAGAUUCGAGAUCUGCAAAACGAUGAAUUCGAGUUGUUUCAAUUUAUCUCCUAAUAUGGACAGAAUGUGUAGAAUAUGUCUAACCGAAAGUAACAAUUUAAUAUCUAUUUUCUGCGCUAAUCAAGAGGUAGAUAAUUAUCCAGCACUUCCACAAAAAAUUCAAGUAUGUGGUUCAAUCGAUAUUCAUGAGCAAGAUGGAUUGCCAUCUUUGAUCUGCGAAGAUUGCAUUUAUAAAGCAAAUAUUGCUCACGAGUUUAGACAACUAUGCCAACAUUCCAAUGCUAGACUACGAUUGUAUUAUAAUAAUCCAGGAAAAUGCAAUGUUAUGGAUUCAUGUACGCAAACUGAUCUCUCUCCAUGCAUUGAACUACCGAAACAAAUAACGAAUACGCAAGACAAUUCUUUUGUUAAACAAGAAAUGCAAAUAGUAUCUAAUUCUCAAGAUUUUAAUAAUUCUAAUAAUACUUAUACUACAAAUACACCUAGUCUCGCCCCUACUGAAAUUGAUAUGCAAGACGAUAAAAUUUUCAUGAGUUCUAUCAGCUUUGAAGGUUCUAAAGUGAUUGGUAAAGAAGAAUGUUCUAUAGAAAGCAAUAUCAAUCAAAGUUCAGCGAUUGAAUCUGCUUCACAAAUAGAUACGUGUGAUAUCUAUGGAAUAAUGGAUGUUGAUGACAAGCCUCAAAUGGAGGAGCAUAGUAUUACUAAAGAAUCAGAAAAAAAUUCUAAACCAGAAGAAGAAGAAGAAGAAGAAGAAGAAGAAGAAGAAGAAGAGGAAGAAGGAGAAGAAGAGGAAGAAGAAGAAAUAGAAGAACAACAAUUUCCAACUGAACGUAUGUCUGAUGAUACAGGAACAGAAAAGGAAGCACCUCCGCAAAAACGUACGUCAAGUAGGAAAACAAAAUCAAUGUCAAACAAAUCUUACAGCGAAGACGAAGGUGAUGAUAAUUAUUAUGAUCCGAGUAGUGACAGUCAAGAUUCGGAAGAAUUGAAAUUCAAAUGUAAAAUUUGUUUGAAACGUUAUGCGACGCAGAAAGGUUUGAAAAAACAUUCUCUUGUUCAUGAAAAGAAACACAAAUGUAGUAUUUGUUUGAAACUAUUUUAUAAACAGGAAAAUAUGGAAAAACAUAAAAAGAUACACGCGUCUAAACCUCACGCUUGCCAAUUGUGCCAUGCGUGUUUUUCUAAAUCUCAAAGCCUUAUACGCCAUUUAAAGUCUCAUACGGAAAAAGUGAAUGAUAUGAUUAAGCAGAUAAAUACAGAUGAACGAAAAGAAACUACGAAAAAAGAACUAAAAUGCGAGGAUGAUACUGAAGAUGAAAGUGUUACAGUAAACGAACCAGACGAAUUUGAAAAUGCUCCUGAAUUAUAUAAAUGUGAAAUCUGCGAUCAGUACUGUUCUUCGUUAAAAAAUUUAAAAAGACAUGCUCUCAUACAUGGGGAUAAAAAAUAUUCUUGCACAGUAUGUAAAAAGUGGUUCUUCAGACCGGACACAUUAAAAAAACACGCCGAAAAGCAUGGGCAUGGAUUAUUAGAUAAUUUAGUAGAUGAUAACAAACUAUUUGAUUCGGACGACGAUGCUUUUCCAAAUGAUACAACAAAUACUUUACCAGAAAAUGAAACUAUUAAAAAAGAAGAUAGCGAAGAAGAUGGAUCUGGUGAAUACAAGUGCCAACAUUGCGACAAAAUCAUGGCUACUAAGAAAGGUCUUAGGCGUCACGUGUCCAUGCACAAGCCUAAAGCUGAACCAGUAACUUGUGAAAUUUGUAAAAAAGUCUGUGCUAGUCAAGCUCGUCUUGUUCUUCAUCAAAGGACACAUAAACCCAAGGAAAAAGUGCCACGAGAAUAUUUAUGUCAUAUUUGUAGUAAGGUAUAUCCGAGUAAUUCGUCGCUUACAUACCAUAUGAGAACUCAUUCAGGAGUGAAACCACAUGUUUGCAAAACAUGUAACAGUGGAUUUACAACAACUACCAGUUUGGCAAAUCAUAUUCGUAUUCAUACAGGGGACAAACCUUAUGUAUGUCAUGUUUGUAGUGCAGCAUUUGCUGUGAGUUCUGCGUUUAGGAGACAUUUGACACGACAUACGGGUGAAGCAAAUUAUCUCUGUAAAACGUGCGGCAAAGCUUUCAAGCGGCUUAGUACUCUGAAAGAACAUACUUAUACUCAUUCUGGUGAAAAACCUUAUGUUUGUAAGACUUGCGGCGCUGCAUAUAGUCACAGUGGUAGUUUAUUCGCGCAUCAGAAACGUUGUCGUGUCCAAUAUGGUGAAAUGGUUGCAGAUGAACAUCAUCAUGCUGUUGCGCAUCAUAUUCAUGUAAAUAAUGUGCAAUCUACGGUGAGAUCGCUUACUGUGAUAGGGCAGUUAUAUUGAAGAGUCAAAUCAGUUAUAUGAAAUACACCUAUUUUACUUGAAAUAUUUAUAUGAGAAUAAAUUUGUGACUUUUGUGCUGCAAUGAAAAUAACACUAAUAUUCUUUCUAUGAACAAAUAUUAUAAAUGAUGUAUUAUGAAGGAUAUUCUUGAGUGUAAAUAUUUAGACAGCUCUUUUUUUAUUAUUUAAAUAUCUGUUUAAAUAUUUCCAUCGUAUAUAAAAAAUACUUGACUAAUGUUCUGUUAUAGAAAGUACAUUAUCUAAUAUGUUAGAUUAAUAUUCAUAUUAUACACAUUUUUUUGUGUGUAUUUGUUUAAUAUAAAUUGCACGUAUAUUUUUACAAAAUUGUUCGUAUGAAUUUAAUGAUCCACAAAUUACUAAUUUGAUCUAUUACAAGAAAAACGGCAUAAUAUAAGAAAUAUAUUCUAUGAAUUUUUAACAUGAAUUAAUAACAUUAUUUUCAUUCUUGCAAAUAUGCAUAUUAGGGGAAGAGACUGAUUAUUAUUCAUCUAGACUUUAGAUGCCUCCAAAAUUGUAAAUAUUUGAAGCAUUAAGAAUGAUUAUUUUGUAUAUCAUAACUUAAAUAGAAAUAUUCCUUUUCAUUUUAGCUUUUUUCAUGUUGUUUCAGUAUUUCAAAUAAGUAAACAGAUGUGUAUACAAAAACAUUAAAAUAUUUUUAAAACCAAGAUAACAA